Molecule: messenger RNA, 2401 nt
Organism: Syzygium oleosum
Lineage: Eukaryota; Viridiplantae; Streptophyta; Magnoliopsida; Myrtales; Myrtaceae
Product: probable arabinosyltransferase ARAD1
Exons: 3
Coding region: 748-2244 (498 amino acids)
Molecular function (GO): glycosyltransferase activity
Source: RefSeq, a predicted model, not a curated record
GCAUCAGCAUGAACUGACAAAGGAAACAGAGGAGCAUAAUUAAGUUAAAUAAUGACAAUUAAGUGCUGCAAGAAAGUUGAACAAGGGCUUUAAAUCAUUCAGCUUUUGAUCAGAAUAGCCGCCCUUUUCUUUUUCUUUUUUCUUCACAGGACGUGCAGUUUGCUGUACCCUCCGUGAAGGAUCAGCCGCACUGUUCAGAUACGGAGAUGAUCGGAUGAUCGUGUUUUGUCUUUUAUCUGGGAUGAAGAUUUCGCGUUAAUGUUCUUGCAAUCUCAAGGAAGAAUCUUGGAGUGAGAACAUAAGCGACGGAAGAUUCUGGUAUUUGAUUGAUUCUGCAGAACCAACUCUCUUUUUUUUAUAUGCCCACUUUGGAGAAGGAAAUAUAUGGUUUUUCUGGUUGUUGUGGACGGUUUGGUUUGCUAGUGAAGAUGUUGUGAAUCCGGCUGCUGUCGGAAUCUCUCUCAAAACCCUUGAGGGUUUUAGGGAUUGAGAGUGGGCUUCUAUGUUGUAAUGGAAUUGGGGACUUCCGGGUUACGAGGAAGUCUGGAUGUUCUCUUCAAUGAACGGGAGUUGAAACAUUGAGCAGGUGGUCACAGGUGGAGGUGAUCAUGCAUAAGUUCCUGAAAGAGAAUUGACGUUUUCCAGAAAUUUUUAGCUUGUUGAUUAGUAGGAAAGUGUCUUUUGAUAGUUCUUGAUGCAGUCAGAUCAAACUUGAGAAGCAUCAACUUUUUUCCUUUCGAAUUCAGCAUGUCGGAGAAAAGCGUGCUCCCUUCGAGGUUCCUUUUCUACAUAAUAACCACUUCCAUGAUCCUGUUGACCCUCUCUUCUCUAUUCCUCCUAGAAUUCAGUAAUACUUCUAUCAUAUCUAGCAAAGUCUUGAAGCUGAUUCUUGUUAAUAAUACAUCAGUUAAUUUGAAACCCGGUGCCGAAUAUGAACAGGCUGAGGUUUCUUCCCUGUCAUCCGUGACUUCACAAAUCGAGCAUAAAGUUCCUCUAGAAGGACAAGGAGAGGGUUUUAGUUUUACGGACGGUGGAGAAAAUUUUAUCUCUCAAGAGAAGCAAAGAAAAGUGGCCUGCGAUCCCGAUCAGGUUCUGUUGAAAGUUUUUAUGUAUGACUUGCCUCCUGAUUUUCAUUUUGGAUUGCUGGGAUGGAAGGGAAACCCUGGUGAAACUUGGCCAAAUGUCAAAAAUCCAGCUCAAAUCCCAACUUAUCCUGGUGGCCUAAAUUUGCAGCAUAGUAUAGAGUAUUGGCUCACUCUUGAUCUUCUAUCCUCGGAAAUCCCGGAUAUCAAUAGACCAUGUACUGCUAUCAGAGUGAAUAAUUCAAGUCUAGCAGACAUAGUCUUUGUGCCAUUCUUCUCAUCUCUCAGUUACAAUCGCCAUUCUAAGCUUCACGGAAAGGAUAAAAUUAGUGUCAACAGGAUGUUACAGAGCAAAUUAGUGCAGUAUCUAACUGGCCGGUAUGAGUGGAAGCAGAUGGGGGGGAAGGAUCAUAUCAUUGUAGCCCACCAUCCAAAUAGCAUGUUGGAUGCGAGAAAGAAAUUGGGUUCUGCAAUGUUUGUGCUUGCCGAUUUUGGUAGAUAUCCAGCAGAAAUAGCUAACCUUGAGAAAGAUAUAAUUGCUCCAUACAAGCAUGUUGUGAGAACCAUAUGGGGCGAUGCAUCUGCUCCAUUCAGUAAGCGCCCUAUACUGGUAUAUUUUCAAGGAGCAGUUUACCGAAAAGAUGGAGGUGUGAUUCGUCAAGAAUUGUAUUACCUUCUCAAAGAUGAGAAGGGCGUGCAUUUUGCAUUUGGAAGUGUUCAAGGGAAUGGGAUACACAAGGCGGGCCAAGGAAUGGCUUCAUCGAAAUUCUGCUUGAAUAUUGCUGGUGACACCCCUUCCUCGAAUCGCCUUUUCGAUGCCAUUGUGAAUCAUUGUGUCCCCGUGAUAAUCAGCGAUGAGAUUGAAUUACCAUUUGAAGAUUUUUUGGACUACUCAGAGUUCUGCUUAUUUGUCCGUGCCGCUGAUGCUGUAAAGAAAGGUUACUUGCUAAAUCUUCUCCGUGGAAUAAAAGAGGACAAAUGGACCAAGAUGUGGGAGAGACUGAAAGAAGUUGCACAACAUUUUGAAUUCCAAUAUCCGUCCCAACCCGGUGACGCGGUAGAUAUGAUCUGGCAAGCAGUCUCCAGGAAGAUAUCUUCGGGGCGGAUCAAACUUCACAGAGAGAAUAGAUACCGCAGAUCUCAACUGUCUAAGGGUAACUGACUUUAGACCAGCCACUUGAGCUUACACCACGUAAGAUUGUGAAUUAUAUAGAUGAGGGGAAAUUCUCUUCUUUUUGUUCCAUUUUGAUGGCUUUAGCUUCCACAAUAAUGGUUUUCUUUGUACAUCCAUUGAUAUCAAAGAAGACCAUUUUAGAUGA